Cololabis saira (Pacific saury) is the source of this 1949-nucleotide messenger RNA. RefSeq names its product voltage-dependent anion channel 1 (gene vdac1). The transcript has 9 exons. Gene Ontology annotation, cellular component: mitochondrial outer membrane. Gene Ontology annotation, molecular function: voltage-gated monoatomic anion channel activity. NCBI's taxonomy places the organism in Eukaryota, Metazoa, Chordata, Actinopteri, Beloniformes, Belonidae. The coding region runs from base 89 to 940 and encodes 283 amino acids. Gene Ontology annotation, biological process: monoatomic anion transmembrane transport. The record is from RefSeq and is a predicted model, not a curated record.
UUAUGACGCGCUUGGCCACGCCCCUCCGCCCUCUCGUCUUUGUGCGGCUGACAAGAUCCUUCUCGGUCAAGACUGGAACACAGAGAUAAUGGCUGUACCUCCCACCUAUGCUGACCUUGGAAAGUCCGCCAAGGAUGUUUUUACAAAGGGAUACGGCUUUGGACUCAUCAAGCUUGACUUGAAGACGAAGUCUGAGAGUGGACUGGAGUUUACCAGCACAGGCCAUGCCAACACCGAGACCAGCAAGGUUUCCGGGUCGUUGGAAACUAAGUACAAGUGUGCGGAGCAUGGACUGACCUUCACGGAGAAGUGGAACACCGACAACACCCUGGGAACUGAGAUCACCCUCGAGGACCAGUUGGCUAAGGGGCUGAAGCUUACGUUUGACUCCUCCUUCUCUCCAAACACUGGCAAGAAAGGUGGCAAGCUCAAGACGGGCUACAAGCGCGAGCACGUCAACCUCGGCUGCGACGUUCACUACGACAUCAACGGCACGGCCAUCCACGGAGCGGCGGUGGUGGGCUACGAGGGCUGGCUCGCCGGCUACCAGAUGACCUUUGAGGCCGGCAGGAACAAGAUCACCCAGAGCAACUUUGCAGUUGGAUACAAGACUGAUGAGUUCCAGCUUCAUACCAACGUAAACGAUGGCACAGAAUUUGGUGGUUCCAUCUAUCAGAAGGUGAAUGAGCAGCUGGAGACGGCCGUCAACCUGGCCUGGACAGCCGGGAACAGCAACACCCGCUUUGGCAUCGCUGCCAAGUAUCAGAUUGACCCUGAUGCAUCUUUCUCCGCCAAGGUGAACAACUCCAGCCUUGUGGGUCUAGGUUACACUCAGACUCUGAAGCCAGGCAUCAAGCUGACACUUUCUGCUCUACUUGAUGGCAAAAACAUCAACGCUGGUGGCCACAAGCUUGGCCUUGGUCUCGAGUUCCAGGCAUAGGAGGAAGAUCCAGAAACACCUUUGCAGAUCUCCCAGCACACAUUAUCCCACCGAUGGAAAAAAGAAAAAUCCUGAAUAGUUCCUCUCACAACCCCACAUUCCUCUCCUCUUAAUCAUGUUACAGGUGGAAGCAAGACGGCGUAAAAUUCAAGUUGUUGUAUUUGCUUCCCCACUUUUAAAGGACCAUAAAAGCGAACUUUACAUUUGAAGUUCUUAAACCCAGUUUAAAACAUUUCAGCUAUUUAACAGGAAGUUUGAUGCUAAAUUGUGUAGCUUUUGCAAGGGGAAGUAGCCUCGAGUGCAUUCUUGUCGGCUUCACUACUUGUUUUUAAUGCAUUUCUAUACGAUGCUUUAACUUGUCACUUUGUCAGUCCAGUGAAAAGGGAAAAUCUAAGAUCCAGUUCAGCCCGGCCACACGGGCUUGCACUUGCGUAGAUGCUCCACCUGAUGGUGCUGUUGUUGCGUAGCUCUAGUAAGCACUCCUCACUCAACCUAUUCUGGUGAAACACGUUUUAUUAGAUCACUUCUGCACUGAGAGGUAUUGUCUGUCUUGAUAUAUAAUAGAAUUGAAAAGGUUAGUUGUCACUGGUACAAGCAGCUUUUAGUAGCUCAAAGAGACACUACACCCUAAUGUCUAAGUUCUCCACUUUUUUUUUUCCUCCUUUGUCCUGCUUGUCUUUUGUGUCUGUGAAUUUGGUGUGAAUCAUGUCCUUUUUUUGUUACAUAUAGCAAAAAAAAAUAUUUUAUUGAAGUUCAUGCAUAGUUGAAUCUACUUGAGGAGUCUUAACGAAGGCAAACGCAUGCCAAUCCUUCCCGAUCAAGGAAACUAUCAAGGAAAUGAUCAAGUAUAGGACUUCUGUUGAUUGAAGUUCGUGAAUUAUGAAAGGAGGAUGAAAAGCAUACACUCCAGGAAAAUGGUUGUCUUCCACAACUGGUAAUCACUGGGAAUCAUUGUUAUUGACAGUAUUGUCAUUCCCUGAAUUAAAUAAAAACAAAAAAAAAAACACUA